AGGAGGAUAUUUCUACAGGAAAAGACCUGAUCUAUAUUAAUGCUACAGUCAUAAAGGAAGAAGAAGAAGAGACAGAUGUGAGCAGUAUUGAGCAGUAUAAGCAGGACAUUUUUACAGGUAGCUGCCCAGGGAACCCCAACCGAAGUUGACAAGCAAAAAAAAAGGAAAGCCGCAGUGCAAUGUACAACAUCAAUUUAUCUGUGGAUUCUUGUAGCAGGAGAUCAGAGGAGAAUCUUAUAUCUUCAGAUUAUAAAGCAGAUGAUGAUAUCACACAAGAUACAUAUGAAGAACAUUCCAUUAUCCUAGAUACACCCUCAGCCCUUCACAGCCAAGAUCUGUCAUCUCAUCCUUAUAUACAGGUCCUGUCUUCUCAGUCAUCACAGGAUGUUCAGCAGAAGAAGAAUUCAUGUUCAGAAUGUGGGAAAUGUUUUACUAAGAAAUCAGAUCUUGUUAAACAUCAGAGGAUUCACACAGGAGAUAAACCAUUUUCAUGUUCAGAAUGUGAAAAAUGUUUUACUCUUAAAUCAAAUCUUGUUCAACAUCAAAGAACGCACACAGGAGAGAAGCCAUUUUUAUGUUUAGAAUGUGGGAAAUGUUUUACUCUGAAAUCAAGUCUUGUUAAACAUCAAAAAAUCCACACAGGGAUCAAACUGUUUUCGUGUUCAGAAUGUAAAAAAUGUUUUACUUUUAAUUCACAUCUUGUGAAGCAUCAGAGAACUCACAGAGGGGAGAAGCCAUUUUCAUGCACAGAAUGUGGGAAAUGUUUUACUAUGAAAUCAACCCUUGUUGAUCAUCAAAAAACUCACACAGGAGAGAAGCCAUUUUCAUGUUCAGACUGUGGGAAAUGUUUUACUAAGCAAUCAAAUCUUGUUCAACAUCAAAAAACUCACACAGGAGAGAAGCCAUUUUCAUGCACAGAAUGUGGGAAAUGUUUUACUCAGAAAUCAAAUCUUGCUAAACAUCAAAGAAUUCACACUGGGGAGAAGCCAUUUUAUUGUUCAGAAUGUAGGAAAUAUUUUACUCGCAAAUCAAGUCUUUUUUUACAUCAAAGAACUCACACAGUGGAGAAGUUAGUUUAAUGUUCACAAUGUGGAAAAUGUUUUACCCAGAAAUCUGAUGUUUGUAAACAUAAAAUAACCCACACAGGAGAGAAGCCAAUUCAGAGCAAUAAAUGAUGCAGAUAAGACAUCUAUAUAUUCACCAUGUACAUAGGAUAUCUGACAUUUAUACAUAUAUCAUAUACUGCAUCUCCAAACUUGUUCCCAAUUGUUAAUAAAAGUUUUCUUUUAGAACGUAGUCACCGAUCCAACU
Molecule: messenger RNA, 1311 nt
Organism: Hyla sarda
Lineage: Eukaryota; Metazoa; Chordata; Amphibia; Anura; Hylidae
Product: gastrula zinc finger protein XlCGF17.1-like
Exons: 3
Coding region: 180-1079 (299 amino acids)
Biological process (GO): regulation of transcription by RNA polymerase II
Cellular component (GO): nucleus
Molecular function (GO): RNA polymerase II cis-regulatory region sequence-specific DNA binding; DNA-binding transcription factor activity, RNA polymerase II-specific
Source: RefSeq, a predicted model, not a curated record